AUGACGUCAUUGAAGCUGAGGAACUUUAUAAAGCGCAUUGAAAAGAAGGAGCGUCAAACACCUGCGUCAAGAGCCAAGAAAGGACAUGUAGAGCGCAAGAAAGAUUAUAAGGUAAGGGCGGAGCAAAGCCAUGCAAAAGAACGCUUAAUCAAGACACUAACACAGCAGGCAGCUCAGAAGAAUCCAGACGAGUUCUACCAUGCGAUGGAGAAUGCAAGGACGCACGGAGGCUUGCUUGUUAGUAUCCCCACAUCUUCGCCACUGGAAGAUCCCAACGAUGCCAUCGCCGACGUCGUCCUAGACGCCACCGCACGUAAACUGCGCAAGGAAUACGAAGACAUCGCCAUGCGGAUACCCGGGAAGGGUAAGACCAAGCAUAUAGUAUUUUGUGACGACAAACGCAUUGAUAUAAGUCGUCGGGAAACUAAGGUAAACACCAAGAGUAGACUCCAUGGAAACGCGAGAGUAGACCCAGACGAUCUUAGCUCGGCGUCCACCGACAAUUUGAACCAGGACUUAACCUCGAUAACCGGUAAGAUAGAAAAGGUCAAGCAAGAACAAGUUCGUCGAGAAGCCCAGCGCUCUGCUUGCAAGACGGGCCCUGUUUAUGGUAAUAAGGACGAGAUUGGCCUUGAUAGCUACGGCAAUAAAAUGUAUAAGCUGCGCCAGAAGCGCUUUCGUUGA
Messenger RNA from Giardia duodenalis, 684 nucleotides. Its product is annotated as putative U3 small nucleolar RNA-associated protein 11. Bases 1 to 684 code for a protein of 227 amino acids. The transcript has a single exon. The record is from RefSeq and is a predicted model, not a curated record. Gene Ontology annotation, biological process: rRNA processing. NCBI's taxonomy places the organism in Eukaryota, Fornicata, Diplomonadida, Hexamitidae. Gene Ontology annotation, cellular component: nucleolus; small-subunit processome.